CCCCUGUGUAAGAGUGAGGUGGAGGAGGACAUUCCAGGAGAUGUCACCACAGAAAAUCCCAGUAUGAAUUCUGGGAAGGGAAACCUCAUGUUAUCACAGAAUUAUAAAGCAGAAGAUGAAGAUAUCAUGUUGCGCUCUUCAGGAGAAAAUCUCAUUACCCUUAAUGUAUAUCCACAACUUCACAGUACAGAUCUAUCACAUAAUCGACCUAUUCAUGAGGAGCCUUCUCCUGACCAGUCACAGUUUGUUACCACAAGUACAGGUCAAAACAGGGUUAAAAGGUUUCAACAUGUUGAAGAGUUACCAAAAAGAUCAAUUCUUUCUACAUACAGAAGAGUUCAUACAGGGGAGAAGCCAUACUCCUGUUCGGAAUGUGUGAAGUGCUUCAUAAAGAAAUCAAGUCUUGUUAACCAUAAAAGACUUCACACAGGUUGCAAGCUGUAUUCAUGUUCAAAAUGUGGGAAAUGCUUUACAAAUAAAUCAGAUCUUGUUGUACAUGAAAGAUAUCACACAGGACCGAGACCAUAUUCAUGUUCAGAAUGUGGGAAAUGUUUAAAAAAAAAAUCACAUCUUGUUAGACAUGAAAGAAUUCACACAGGAGAAAAGCCAUUUUCAUGUUCAGAAUGUGGAAAGUGUUUUACAGAUAAAUCAAAUCUUGUUAGACAUGAGAGAAGUCACACAGGAGAGAAGCGGUAUUCAUGUUCGGAAUGUGGGAAAUAUUUUACAGAUAAAUCGAGUCUUGUUUCCCAUGAGAGAAGUCACACAGGAGAGAAACCAUAUUCAUGUACAGAAUGUGGGAAGUGUUUUACAGAUAAAUCAAAUCUUGUUAUACAUGAGAGGAGUCACACAGGAAAUAAACCAUAUUCAUGUUCAGAAUGUUGGAAAUGUUUUACAGAGAAAUCAAGUCUGGUUAGACAUGAAAGAAUUCAUACAGGAGAAAAGCCGUAUUCAUGCUCAGAAUGCGGGAAAUGUUUUACACAAAAACCAAGUCUUGUUUCUCAUGAGAGAAGUCACACAGGAGAGAAGCCAUAUUCGUGUUCAGAAUGUGGAAAAUGUUUUAAAACUAAAUCAAAUCUUGUUACACAUGGGAGAAGCCACACGGGAGAGAAGCCAUAUUCAUGUUCAGAAUGUGGGAAAUGUUUUACAGAGAAAUCUAGUCUUGUGAGACACAAAAGAAGUCACACAGGAGAGAAGCCGUAUUCAUGUUCAGAAUGCGGGAAAUGUUUUAAAACUAAAGCAUAUCUUUUAACACAUGAGAGAAGUCAUACAGGAGAGAAACCAUAUUCAUGUUCUGAAUGUGGGAAAUAUUUUACAGACAAAUCAAGUCUUCUUAGACAUAAGAGAAUUCACACAGGAGAGAAGCCGUAUUCAUGUUCAAAAUGUGGAAAAUGCUUUACACAAAAAUCAAAUCUUGUUAAACACAGAAGAAUUCACUCAGGAGAGAAACCGUAUUCAUGUUUAGAAUGUGGGAAAUGUUUCGCACAAAAAUCAGAUCUUGUUAGACAUGAGAGACUUCACACAGGGGAGAAACCAUAUUCAUGUUCAGAAUGUGGGAAAUAUUUUACACAAAAAUCUGAUCUUGGCAAACACAAGAGAAGUCACACAGGAGAGAAGCCAUAUUCAUGUUCAGAAUGUGGGAAAUGUUUUACAUGGAAAUCAAAUCUUGUUGAACAUAAGAGGAAUCACACAGGAGAGAAACGGUACUCAUGUUCAGAAUGUGGGAAACUUUUUACACAUAAAUCAUGUCUUGUUACACAUAAGAGAAAUCACACAGGAGAGAAGCCAUAUUCAUGUUCAGAAUGUGAGAAAUCUUUUGUAGAUAAAUCAGGUCUUGUUAAACAUAAGAGAAGUCACAAAGGAGAGAAGCCAUAUUCAUGUUCAGAAUGUGGGAAAUGUUUUACACAAAAAUCAAAUCUUGGUAAACACAAGAGAAUUCACACAGGGGAGAAGCCAUUUUCAUGUUCAGAAUGUGGCAAAUGUUUUACACAGAAAGCAAGUCUUGUUGAACAUGAGAGAAUUCACACAGGAGAGAAGCCAUUUUCAUGUUCAGAAUGUGACAAAUGUUUUACACAGAAAGCAAGUCUUGUUGAACAUAAGAGAAUUCACACAGGGGAGAAGCCAUUUUCAUGUUCAGAAUGUGACAAAUGUUUUACACAGAAAGCAAGUCUUGUUGAGCAUAAGAGAAUUCACACAGGGGAGAAACCAUUUUCAUGUUUAGAAUGUGGCAAAUGGUUUAAACAGAAAUCACGUCUUGUUGGACAUGAGAGAAUUCACACAGGGGAGAAACCAUAUUCAUGUUCAGAAUGUGGGAAACGUUUUACAGAUAAAUCAUAUCUUGUUACACAUGAGAGAAUUCACACAGGGGAGAAACCAUAUUCUUGUUCAGAAUGUGGGAAAUGUUUUUCAUCGAAACAAAGUCUUUUUAGCCAUAAGAGAACUCAUGUAGGAGAGAUGCUGUAUUCAUGUUCAGAAUGUGGGAAAUGUUUUAAGCAAAAAUCAUGUCUUUCUACACACAGAAGAAUUCACCCAGGAGAGAAACCGUAUUCAUGUUCAGAAUGUGGGAAAUGUUUUACACAAAAAUCUGAUCUUUUUACACAUGCAAGAAUUCACACAGGGGAGAAACUAUAUUCAUGUUCAGAAUGUGGCAAAUGUUUUACAGAUAAAUCAACUCUUGUUAGACAUGAGAGACUUCACACAGGGGAGAAACCAUAUUCAUGUUCAAAAUGUGGGAAAUGUUUUACACAAAAAUCAGAUCUUGGUAAACACAAGAGAAGUCACACAGGAGAGAAGGCAUAUUCAUGUUCAGAAUGUGGGAAAUGUUUUACACGGAAAUCAAAUCUUGUUGAACAUAAGAGAAAUCACACAGGAGAGAAACCGUACUCAUGUUCAGAAUGCGGGAAACUUUUUACACAUAAAUCAUGUCUUGUUACACAUAAGAGAAGUCACACAGGAGAGAAGCCAUAUUCAUGUUCAGAAUGUGAGAAAUCUUUUGUAGAUAAAUCAGGUCUUGUUAAACAUAAUAGAAGUCACAAAGGAGAGAAGCCAUAUUCAUGUUCAGAAUGUGGGAAAUGUUUUACACAAAAAUCAGAUCUUGGUAAACACAAGAGAAGUCACACAGGAGAGAAGCCAUAUUCAUGUUCAGAAUGUGGGAAAUGUUUUACACGUAAAUCAAAUCUUGUUGAACAUAAGAGAAUUCACACAGGGGAGAAGCCAUUUUCAUGUUCAGAAUGUGGCAAAUGUUUUACACAGAAAGCAAGUCUUGUUGAACAUAAGAGAAUUCACACAGGGGAGAAGCCAUUUUCAUGUUCAGAAUGUGACAAAUGUUUUACACAGAAAGCAAGUCUUGUUGAACAUAAGAGAAUUCACACAGGGGAGAAACCAUUUUCAUGUUCAGAAUGUGGAAAAUGGUUUAAACAGAAAUCACGUCUUGUUAGACAUGAGAGAAUUCACACAGGGGAGAAACCAUAUUCAUGUUCAGAAUGUGGGAAAUGUUUUACAGAUAAAUCAUAUCUUGUUACACAUGAGAGAAUUCACACAGGGGAGAAACCAUAUUCUUGUUCAGAAUGUGGGAAAUGUUUUAAAAAAAAAUCACAUCUUGUUAGACAUGAAAUAAUUCACACAGGAGAAAAGCCAUUUACAUGUUCAGAAUGUGGAAAAUGUUUUACAGAUAAAUCAAAUCUUGUUAGACAUGAGAGAAGUCACACAGGAGAGAAGCGGUAUUCAUGCUCAGAAUGUGGGAAAGAUUUUACAGAUAAAUCGAGUCUUGUUUCCCAUGAGAGAAGUCACACAGGAGAGAAUCCAUAUUCAUGUAGAGAAUGUGGGAAGUGUUUUACAGAUAAAUCAAAUCUUGUUAUACAUGAGAGGAGUCACACGAGAGAGAAACCGUAUUCAUGUUCAGAAUGUGGGAAAUGUUUUAAAACUAAAGCAUAUCUCUUAAUACAUGAGAAAAGUCAUACAGGAGAGAAACCAUAUUCAUGCUCAGAAUGUGGGACAAAUUUUACAGACAAAUCAAGUCUUCUUAGACAUAAGAGAAUUCACACAGGAGCGAAGCCAUAUUCAUGUUCAAAAUGUGGAAAAUGUUUUACACAGAAAUCAAAUCUUGUUAAACAUCAGAAAUGUCACACUGGAUAAAAGUAGAGAUGAGUACAUGUCUUGAAAUAUGUUUUGGGUCGGAUUCAAAUAAAUAAGUCAAUAAACAGACUGUUUAAAGGGAAUCUUUCACUAACUUUUUACUAAUAAAAUUAACUGUAAUGGCCAGCUUUACAUUGUAAAACAAUUCCGAUCAUAAAUGUUUGUCACCAGGGUGUGCACUGAAUUUAUCCAUACCUCCCUAGUCUCCCUCUCCUCUUAUGUUAUGGUGCUUCAAUACCAAAUCUGCACAGAACAUAUCCCCAAGGCAACAGCCCGCAAAAAGGAAUGUAGCGUGGCUUGUUUCGAUCAAGCAUUCUCCCUAUUUUUUGGAGCAGCAGCAGUAUAGUAUGGAACCUGACAGAUAAGGCAGGAGAUGUGCAGCUGUGUAAAGAUAGUAGAAAAGGCAGCGGGGGCAGUAGUAGCUGCAAGGCCAACAGUAUAGUAUGGAACCUGAGAGACAGGAGAGGAGAUUUGUGGCUGUGUAGAGGUAGUAGAAAUGGCAGCAGGGGCAGUAGUAGCUGCAAUGUCAGCAAUACAGUAUGAAAC
Bufo bufo (common toad) is the source of this 4677-nucleotide messenger RNA. RefSeq names its product zinc finger protein 501-like. The transcript is spliced from 6 exons. The record is from RefSeq and is a predicted model, not a curated record. Lineage: Eukaryota; Metazoa; Chordata; Amphibia; Anura; Bufonidae. Gene Ontology annotation, biological process: regulation of transcription by RNA polymerase II. Gene Ontology annotation, molecular function: DNA-binding transcription factor activity; RNA polymerase II cis-regulatory region sequence-specific DNA binding. The coding region runs from base 64 to 4131 and encodes 1355 amino acids.